CGUUCGGACCGCACGGUGCUGGAGGCCAUCGAGGCGCUGCUGAGCCACUUUGCCAAACGCAAGCGCGCCGGGGACUCCUGGAGCCGCGACGACCGCGGCCCGGGCCCCGCGGCGAUGACGACAUCGGCAGCGGACGACGACGACAAUGACGACAACGAGAUGGAGAACACCGAGGCGAUGGAGGAGGAAGAGUGGUGGGCGGUGGACGAGGACUGGGCCGAGCAAGGGGGCCCCCCCACGAAGCGGUGUCGCCGUGGGGGCGGCAGUGGGGGGGACCGCCCCCCAGACUCGGAGCUGAUGCAGGGCGCCCUUUGCCUGUCGAUCGCCAAGAUGAACGCGUACCGUGCCCACCGCGAGCCCUGCCUCCGGCGCUCGGUGCUCGUGGCCAACAUGACGCACCGGCUGAAGAAGGACAUGCGUGCCAAACGGCGGAGGCCCCGCGGUGCCGCGACGGCGACGACGCCGGCGCAGCUCCUCGACGCGAGAGCGACGACGCCGCCGGUGGACCUCGCGACCCGCGAGCCGCUCGUGCCCAACACUCCGCUGAGGGCUGCGUCUGCCGAGGUUGAUGCCGCGGCAGCCGUGCGGUCACCGGCGCCGUGGAGCAGCGGCGAAGAGUCUCGGCGCGGCGCGUUGGCGGCGGCAGCCGCUGCAGCGCCAGCAGAAGUGGCGGCACCGGUCGCAUGGCCUACCGAAGAGCUCUUCUGGAAGCCAAGCUGCGGCUGGGACGAGGGCUCGGAGCUGACGACGGUGUCGCUGACCGAUUCCCUGCUGCAGGCGGCCGGGCUCAGCGGCCCAGAUCCCGCGCACCUCGCCAUGGACCUCUCGCACACGCUCGACGACAUAUUUGCCAAGAUCGACACGGCGCUCUACGACUUUGACCUCUUCUCUCCGGGAGUGCUCGCGAGCUGCGCCGCCGGCAGCGCCAGCGAUGGCGGCGGCGGCGGCGAUGGUUGUGGUGGAAUCGCGCCGGUCUUGGCGGCUGGUUACGGUGGUGGAGAAAGCGAUGGAAGCGGAGACUCGUGGCUGCGGUGCUUCCCGGUGGCGUGCGGCAGCGAGGCGUCGGGGACGCCCGCGUCGCAGUGGAAAGCGGAGCUCUCCGAUUUGGAACACAUCAUGGAGGUGCUCGUGGGGUCAUGACACCAGGCCCAGGAGUUGUGACCCAGGCCCAAUAAGUUCCGUCUUAUUUAUUAAACAUGGAAGGUGUAAUUUUUGCAGAAGAGAAACCCGAACCAUUGACGGAAAACGCUGACGUUUGUGCGCGCACGCCUGAAAUGCGUUUUUUAAUUUAUUGUUUUGUUACUGUAAUCGUCGUUAUUUUAAACCUACAAAGACAAACGUGGGUAGUCACUUUUAAACGGUGGCGCGAGAUGAUGGAACCUCAAGCAACGGAACUCAAGCCUGACCCAACAUGCAACAGCACAAUUUACUCCAUUGCCAUGUGAUGU
Petromyzon marinus (sea lamprey) is the source of this 1448-nucleotide messenger RNA. Lineage: Eukaryota; Metazoa; Chordata; Hyperoartia; Petromyzontiformes; Petromyzontidae. The record is from RefSeq and is a predicted model, not a curated record.